CUGGAUGACGACAUCGCAGGAGGAAACAAUGUAACCAAACAGAGUCCAGGUCCAGUCCUGUGAGUCCCCGCCAGUCCCGCUUCAAGUCUUAGAAGUGAACAGGGCCAGAGGAAGCCGGAGUCCGGAGGACCAGACUUGACUGGACCGACACAGGAACUUUUGUUUCUAGCGCUCACACGGACGGACAGAAGGACCCGGGGACUCGGUCUGACUCCGCUUUGUUCGCUUCAGCUCCUCACAGAACAGAAACGACAGACACACACAUACGUGUACGCACACAAAACUACUUCCAGUUUUAUACCGUGUUUAAAAUCAACAUUUUCGGGGUUUUUUUCUUUGUACCAGUCUACACUGUUUGUCCGCCCGAGGAACGAACGGGAGUUUAACAGUUGACUGACGGACUGACGACAGGUUGCGCAACUGACACAAUAAUAAUCAGAAGACAAAGACCGAAAGUAUCAGAGCUGCUGUUUCCAUCCGGAGUCAAACUUAGGAGAAAAGUUUCAUCAGCCAGUGCUUCACAGACGAACAGAGGCAACUCUACUGCUGCUGCUGCUUAUCUACAGGUUUACUGCGCAACAACAAGAUGAGCGUCACCUCAGCCAGAUCCAGACUGAAGAGACUGUUGGACGAGCCCCAGGAUCAUUUACGGAAAUGUAAAAAAGCCUGUCUGGCUCCGCCUCCUCUGGCAAUUGGCCUUUCACCCUGCCUCCAACCCAAAAGUCCCGCUUCUAAAUCAAGUCAAAAGAAAUCACCAUUCAGAGUGGGACCGUAUUUACUGAAUGAGCGCUGUGAUGGGGAGGAGACGUACAGGGCAGUGCACGUACACACACAACAGCAGUACACCUGCCAGGUGCUCCCUCUGCGUGGUUACCAGGAGCAGUUGGCUGCCUACGCCCAGAUCGGUCACCACGACAACGUCUGCGGCUUGCUGGACGUGGUCAUUGGCCAGGACAGCGCAUUCAUCUUCCUGCCCAGUCACCAUGGUGACAUGCAUGCAUAUGUGCGUAGCAGGAAGCGGCUGGGUGAAGAGGAGGCGGGGCUUCUCUUCGCUCAGAUGCUGAACGCCGUGAGGCACUGCCAUCACCAUGGAGUCAUCCUGAGAGACCUGAAGCUCCGCAGGUUCGUCUUCACCGACAGAUACAGGACACGACUCGCCCUGCUCGGCCUCGACGACUGUGUUGUCUUGCAUGGUAACCACGACGACGAUUCUCUGACGGACAGACAUGGCUGCCCGGCCUACGUUGGCCCCGAGCUGCUUAACAAUGGGAAGGGGUCUUACUCUGGUCGUGCCGCAGACAUCUGGAGCCUGGGCGUGUCUCUGUACACCAUGCUGAUUGGACGAUAUCCAUUUCAGGACACGCAGCCUGCCGCGUUAUUUGCCAAAAUCCGCCGCGGAACCUUCAGCCUCCCCGAUUGGCUGUCGCCACGGGCCAAGUGUCUGAUUGGCUGCAUGCUGAGGAAGUCACCCGACAAGAGACUGGAGGCAUCGGAGCUGCUGAUGCACCCGUGGCUGACCAAUCCCUGCACGCCGCAUUACAAUGUGCACAAGACUGACCACAGCUCACACACAACACCACCAAAUAAACAAGAGGACAAUGACCAAGUUGUGCCAAAAUGGACUCCAAAACACUAACACUCCUGCACAUAUUCACUCACAUUUGUAUCUCGACCCCAAGCGCCUACAUUUUAACUUUGACCCAAAAAACACACACAACACAAGGGAUAUAUUGACAUUACAUCACUUAGGACCAAAUAUAGCAAACUGCAGAAGUGAGAGCAACCCAAAGCCUAAAUUCUGAAGCCGAACGCAGUGUGAGCUGUAAAAAUCUCUUCAAUCGUAGCUUCAAAAUGUAAAAAUGGUCACAAAUAUAAGCAUGCAUCGACACAGAGACAAUCUGAUCCUGGAUUACUUGACCCACUUGUGCCUUCCUCUCUGUAGCCGUGUCUCAACUCCAGCUCCUCAGAAAGUGACCUCACCGAGGACUGAACAUACUCCUUCUCUCUAAAUAACUCCGGUUAUAAAACACAGGACUCAUAGUCAAGUCAUCACUUACAAAACCGACGGUGUGUCCAGGUGCUCGUCGUAAUGACAGUGAAGUGAUGCGUCUAAAUGUUAAACCAGGAAUAUGUGCGUCUCUUCUGACUGAAUUUUAUUUUCACAGCUUGAUAGCAUUACAGAUAACUCUGUCAGUGUUGCAUAUCCAUCUAACCAGCUACAUUUGACCCCUUUUUUUAAUGUUAACAAAUCCCACAAGUCAACAGUAAAUAAACAAAAAAAAAAGUCUUUCUGCACAGCCAGGAAAAACUAUCACUUAAUACAGAAAACACAAUCGAGUAAAGUCAUGUCAUUGUGCUGUGGUUGAUGUUUGACUCUUGGCCUCAACAGUAAAUUUAUUCUGAACAUGUAACUGUGUCUCACACCUCUGUGCUUUAAUGCUGUCCACUGAGACGACUGUACCCAGCUGUAAAACCACAUAGACUUUGACCUUCAAUGUCUUCAAAGGGACGGAUAAAUCCCAAAAUCAGACUAACACAAUGUUGAUCUUGCUCUUGACAUGGGUUUUGUUGACAAUCAGGAAUAAAAAAAGGUUGAUAUUUGA
Molecule: messenger RNA, 2603 nt
Organism: Solea senegalensis (Senegalese sole)
Lineage: Eukaryota; Metazoa; Chordata; Actinopteri; Pleuronectiformes; Soleidae
Gene: trib3
Product: tribbles pseudokinase 3
Exons: 4
Coding region: 587-1636 (349 amino acids)
Biological process (GO): positive regulation of proteasomal ubiquitin-dependent protein catabolic process; regulation of MAP kinase activity; protein phosphorylation
Cellular component (GO): nucleus
Molecular function (GO): protein kinase activity; mitogen-activated protein kinase kinase binding; ATP binding
Source: RefSeq, a predicted model, not a curated record